AUGAAUAAAAACCAAGACCGCCUCUUAGGAGCAGGCUGGAUCUGCCUCGGCUGCAGGACAGUCUUCCCCACCGAAGAAGCCUUCGACGAGCACGACCCAUACAGAUGCAUAUUCACGGGUCCAGGAUCACUCCAAUCCAACCCAGCUCCCGUCUCUCAAGAAAUAGUCCGUACCCAACGGUCCCCCGAACCCUUACCCGUCUGCCCUCAAUGCCUCCUUUCCUUUCCCACAACCGAGGAAUUGCGGGUCCAUAUCAUUAGAGCCCAUCUCGUGCAACUAGCAAAAUCUGCACAAGAGGACGAAGAAGGGUUCACCUGUCCGGUAUGUAAUUUCCGAGCUUUCGUCACAGACGAUGAACGCUAUGAGCAUAUCAUCGUCGAGCAUCUGGGUGGUGAGCCGAGUUUGUUGGGGCAGAACUUGACAGACGGAGAGCUUGUGUGUCUGUUAUGCCAGGAGCGGUUGAGGAAUGGGGCGGAUUACCGGUCGCAUAUCCUGAGCCAUCUAGGGGGAAACGCCUUGCUCAAAUUGCCGAGAGAAGCUUUCACACUCUCAGGCUGGUCAUUUGAACGAGAUGAAGAAGGUUCAUCGCGACAAGUGCCAAACCGGCUAUGGCGAACUCUAGUGGCUGAUCGAGGGCCUCAUGGAAGAGAGGCACCCACUUGGUACCGCCGUGCGUGUUUGGAGUGUCUCCAGUAUACAGACUCAUUCGGGGAUCUGAGUUUAGAUCAGUUCAAGAACCUCGACUGCACACCACACAGGACGACUGCCAUGACGCAGUUUCUGGAGAGAGUCCAGCAGGUUGUUUGGAAUAGGAAGUUCUUUCAUGCGAGGGGGAGAGAUGGAAGUACAUUGUACGGUCUGUGUCCGCCUGCAGCGGAGGCGAACGAUAUUAUUUGCAUCUUUUUUGGGUGUAGUGUGCCUGUCUUGCUUAAGAAGGUUAAGUCUGAGAGCAGGGACUGCUAUCUCCUAGCAGGAGAGUGUUAUGUUCAUGGUAUGAUGGAUGGUGAGGCACUUACUCCAAAGCCAGAAUACCCGUACUCGAAAACUGAAGGAUUUCUACUGGUCUGA
Messenger RNA from Mollisia scopiformis, 1068 nucleotides. RefSeq lists its product as uncharacterized. The record is from RefSeq and is a predicted model, not a curated record. NCBI's taxonomy places the organism in Eukaryota, Fungi, Ascomycota, Leotiomycetes, Helotiales, Mollisiaceae. The transcript has 3 exons. Bases 1 to 1068 code for a protein of 355 amino acids.